This is a messenger RNA of Rhopilema esculentum, 1708 nucleotides long. Its product is annotated as NADH dehydrogenase [ubiquinone] flavoprotein 1, mitochondrial. Gene Ontology annotation, molecular function: FMN binding; NADH dehydrogenase (ubiquinone) activity; 4 iron, 4 sulfur cluster binding. Gene Ontology annotation, cellular component: respiratory chain complex I. Gene Ontology annotation, biological process: mitochondrial electron transport, NADH to ubiquinone. Lineage: Eukaryota; Metazoa; Cnidaria; Scyphozoa; Rhizostomeae; Rhizostomatidae. The record is from RefSeq and is a predicted model, not a curated record.
AGAGUAAUAUGGCAGUAGAUGGUCUGCUCUCUUCAGUUCCAGUGGAAGAACUAAGGGGCGAUAAAGAAGAGUUAUAUAAAUAUCAGUUGGUUCCUACGUGCUGAUUCUGUUAUAUGGAAGCAUGAAGAGUUGCACAUUACUUUCUCAAGCGCACAAAGGUAACUUACUGCCAUCAUGUGCUGGAAAGUUGCUUUGUGCAAGAUUUCAGUCUACUGAUGCACCCAAGAAAACGAAAUUUGGCCCUCUUAAGGAUGAUGAUAGAAUCUUCACAAAUUUGUAUGGAAGACAUGACUGGCACCUUAAGGGUGCUCUUGCAAGGGGUGACUGGUAUAAAACCAAAGAGAUCUUGUUGAAAGGAACUGAUUGGAUUCUUAAGGAAGUAAGCAAGUCUGGACUCAGAGGAAGGGGCGGUGCAGGUUUCCCUGCUGGCAUGAAAUGGGGGUUCAUGAACAAGCCAUCCGAUGGCCGUCCAAAAUAUCUUGUCGUCAACGCUGAUGAAGGUGAACCAGGAACUUGCAAAGAUCGAGAAAUAAUGAGACAUGAUCCUCACAAAUUGAUAGAAGGUUGUUUAGUUGCCGGACGAUCGAUGGGAGCAAGAGCCGCUUAUAUUUACAUCAGGGGAGAAUUUUACAAUGAAGCCUCCAAUAUGCAGGUGGCAAUAAACGAGGCUUACAAAGCUGGGCUUAUAGGAAGAAACGCCUGUGGUACUGGUUAUGAUUUCGACAUUUUCAUGCAUCGUGGUGCUGGUGCAUACAUUUGCGGAGAGGAAACUGCCCUAAUUGAGAGCCUUGAGGGAAAGCAAGGUAAACCUCGAAUGAAGCCUCCAUUCCCAGCUGAUAUCGGCCUAUUUGGUUGUCCAACAACUGUGGCAAAUGUGGAAACUGUUGCAGUAGCACCGACAAUUUGCCGAAGAGGCGGUGAUUGGUUUGCGUCAUUUGGAAGAGAAAGGAACCGUGGAACGAAGCUUUUCAAUAUUUCUGGACACGUGAAUAAUCCAACAACUGUGGAGGAAGAAAUGUCCAUCCCUCUGAAGGAGUUGAUUGAAAGGCAUGCUGGGGGCGUUAUCGGUGGAUGGGAGAAUCUAAAAGCUGUUAUCCCUGGUGGCUCCUCUGUCCCGUUAAUUCCUAGAAGUGUUGCCGAAGAAGCAUUGAUGGAUUUUGACUCGUUGAUUGCUUGUCAAUCAGGACUGGGAACAGGAGCUGUGAUUGUCAUGAAUCAACAGGCUGAUGUCGUCAACUGCAUUGCUCGAUUGUUAAAGUUCUAUCAACACGAGAGCUGUGGCCAGUGCACUCCAUGUAGGGAAGGAACUGGCUGGAUGACGAAAAUUCUAUACCGGUUUGUUGAGGGCAAAGCUAAACCUGACGAAAUCGAUAUGAUAUGGGAACUGAGUAAGCAGAUUGAGGGUCAUACAAUUUGUGCAUUAGGUGAUGCCGCUGCCUGGCCUGUGCAGGGAUUAAUUCGACACUUCCGUCCUGAACUUGAAGAGAGAAUGGCGAAAUAUGAAGAGGAACAGGCCAAGAUGGCUGCCACUGCUUAGAUGCAAACAUUAUGUUUUAAAAUGAAUCUGAAUGAUGCUGUGUGUACAUGGUAAAAUCUGGAAUUAUACAUGCGCUGUAUCUUAUGAUCUCAAGUGCAGCAAAGAAAGUUUCAUAAUUGUAAAGAGAAGCGUGUUAUUUGAAAUAUUAAUUAAUGUACUGUUCUGUAACAA